UGCUGCCUUAAGAUGUGCAGCCUGGGCCACAGCCACCACUGCUCUCUGACUCAGGCCCACUGCAGCAGCAGCCCCAGCCAGUGCAGCAGCAUGGCGCUUUGGGGGACCUGCCUGCUCCUCUGCCUCGUCUCCCUCCUGAACCAAGUCACUGCCGAGCCCCCGACCCCCAAGGUCAAGAAGACUGCAAAUGUCAAGAAAGAUGUUGUGACCCCAAAGAUGUUUGAGGAGCUCAAGAGCCAGUUGGACAACCUGGCCCAGGAGGUGGCCCUGCUGAAGGAGCAGCAGGCCCUGCAGACUGUCUGCCUGAAGGGCAUCAAGGUGCAUAUGAAGUGCUUUCUGGCCUUUGUCCAGGCUAAGACCUUCCACGAAGCAAGCGAGGACUGCAUCUCGCGCGGGGGCACGCUGGGCACCCCGCAGACGGGCUCGGAGAACGACGCUCUGUACGAGUACCUGCGCCAGAGCGUGGGCGCCGAGGCUGAGAUCUGGCUGGGCCUCAACGACAUGGCGUCCGAGGGCGCCUGGGUGGACAUGACCGGCGGCCACAUCGCCUACAAGAACUGGGAGACGGAGAUCACCGCGCAGCCCGACGGCGGCAAGGCAGAGAACUGCGCCGCCCUGGCCGGCGCCGCCAACGGCAAGUGGUUCGACAAGCGCUGCCGCGAAAAGCUGCCCUACAUCUGCCAAUUCGCCAUCGUGUAGCAGGGCGCUGGGGGGCGGGGGCCCCUACACGCGCGCGGGGCCUCCUUGGCAAAUAAAGUUGAUGCAGCUUG
Messenger RNA from Manis pentadactyla (Chinese pangolin), 770 nucleotides. RefSeq names its product C-type lectin domain family 3 member B (gene CLEC3B). The record is from RefSeq and is a predicted model, not a curated record. Gene Ontology annotation, biological process: bone mineralization; ossification. The transcript is spliced from 3 exons. The coding region runs from base 13 to 699 and encodes 228 amino acids. NCBI's taxonomy places the organism in Eukaryota, Metazoa, Chordata, Mammalia, Pholidota, Manidae.